AUGGAUUAUCAAACAUCAACUCCCCUCUAUGACAUUGAUUAUGGGAUGUCAGAGCCAUGCCAAAAAAUCAACGUGAGGCAAAUUGCAGCCCAGCUCUUGCCCCCACUCUACUCGCUGGUGUUCAUCUUUGGUUUUGUGGGUAACAUGCUGGUUGUCCUCAUCCUGAUAAACUGCAAAAAGCUGAAGAGCAUGACUGACAUCUAUCUGCUCAACUUGGCCAUCUCUGACCUACUUUUCAUCAUCACCAUCCCAUUCUGGGCUCACUAUGCUGCAGACCAGUGGGUCUUUGGAAAUACAAUGUGCCAGUUAUUCACAGGGUUCUAUUUCAUUGGUUAUUUUGGUGGAAUCUUCUUCAUCAUCCUCUUGACAAUUGAUAGGUACCUGGCUAUCGUUCAUGCUGUGUUUGCUUUAAAAGCCAGAACAGUCACCUUUGGGGCAGUGACAAGUGGGGUCACGUGGGUGGUGGCUGUGUGUGCCUCUCUCCCAGGAAUUAUCUUUACCAAAUCCCAAAAAGAAGGCUCUCGUCAUACGUGCAGCCCACAUUUCCCAUCCAGUCAGUAUCAUUUCUGGAAGAGUUUCCAAACUUUAAAGAUAGUCAUCUUGGGGCUGGUGCUGCCACUGCUUGUCAUGAUCGUCUGCUACUCGGGAAUCAUAAAAACCCUGCUCCGGUGUCGCAGCGAGAAGAAGAAGCACAAGGCUGUGAGGCUCAUCUUCGUGAUCAUGAUUGUCUACUUUCUCUUCUGGGCUCCCUACAACAUCAUCCUUCUCCUGAGCACCUUCCAGGAAUUCUUUGGCUUGAAUAACUGCAGUGACUCUAACAGGCUGGACCAAGCCAUGCAGGUGACAGAGACCCUGGGGAUGACGCACUGCUGCAUCAACCCCAUCAUCUACGCCUUCGUGGGCGAGAAGUUCCGAAACUAUCUCCUACGGUUCUUCCGAAAGUACAUCGCCAGCCGCUUCUGCAAAGGCUGUCCAGUCUUCCAGGGAGAGGCUCCAGAGCGAGUGAGUUCCGUUUACACACGAUCCACGGGAGAACAGGAAGUCUCUGUUGGCUUGUGA
Molecule: messenger RNA, 1059 nt
Organism: Budorcas taxicolor (takin)
Lineage: Eukaryota; Metazoa; Chordata; Mammalia; Artiodactyla; Bovidae
Product: C-C chemokine receptor type 5
Exons: 1
Coding region: 1-1059 (352 amino acids)
Biological process (GO): chemotaxis; G protein-coupled receptor signaling pathway; inflammatory response
Cellular component (GO): cytoplasm; membrane
Molecular function (GO): chemokine (C-C motif) ligand 5 binding; C-C chemokine receptor activity
Source: RefSeq, a predicted model, not a curated record